AUGGCGUCCAUCGCGCGCGCGCCGACGACCGCGUCGCCGAGUGCGCGCGCGACGCGACGCAGAGCGCGACGCGCGGCGACGACGCCGUCCGCGAGCGCGAACGAGGAGCGAACGACGUCGACGUUCGAGCUCGAGCGCGUCGUCGAACCGCUGAUCGCGGAGACGAAGACGCUGAACGAGGGGAUCGCGAAGUUUUACGACGAGAGCUCGCGGGUGUGGGAGGACGUGUGGGGAAGCGAGGGAGGGGACGGGACGCACAUGCACCACGGGUACUACCGACGCGGCGAACCGGUGAACCACGCGAAGGCGCAGGUGGACAUGAUCGAGGAGAGCCUGCGCUGGGCGGGAGUGCGAGAGGUGAAGCGAGUGCUGGACGUUGGGUGCGGAAUCGGGGGGUCGUCGAGGCACAUGGUGAGGAAAUACGGGUGCGAGGCGGAGGGGGUGACGCUUUCGCCGGUGCAGGCGGCGCGAGCGAACGCGCUGGCGAAAGAGGAGGGCGUCGAGAAUAUGGCGAAAUAUCGCGUCGCGGACGCGUUGAACAUGCCGUUUGAGGACGGUUCGUUCGAUUUCGUGUGGUCGAUGGAGAGCGGGGAACACAUGCCGGACAAGAAGAAAUUCGUCGACGAGUUGGCGCGAGUGUGCGCGCCGGGGGGACGGAUUUUAAUCGUCACGUGGUGUCAUCGAACGCUCGAGCCGGGGCAGAGCGCGCUGGAGCCGGCGGAGCGCGUUUUACUCGAUCGCAUUUGCGAUGCGUACUACCUCCCGGCGUGGUGCUCGAUCGCCGAUUACAAGGCGCUCGCCGAGGACGCCGGGUUGGUCGACAUCGAAACCGAGGAUUGGAGCGAGGAGGUCAAGCCGUUUUGGAAGGGCGUGAUCAAGACCGCGUUGACGCUCAAGGGUGUGAUCGGUCUGCUUAAAUCCGGCGCCGCGACUUUACGCGGCGCGUUGGUGAUGCCGCUGAUGCAAACGGGCUUGGCGACGGGGACGAUAAAAUUCAACCUGAUUACGAUGCGCAAACCGCCGCUGUGA
Messenger RNA from Ostreococcus lucimarinus CCE9901, 1029 nucleotides. RefSeq lists its product with no specific name. Gene Ontology annotation, biological process: methylation. The record is from RefSeq and is a predicted model, not a curated record. NCBI's taxonomy places the organism in Eukaryota, Viridiplantae, Chlorophyta, Mamiellophyceae, Mamiellales, Bathycoccaceae. Gene Ontology annotation, molecular function: S-adenosylmethionine-dependent methyltransferase activity. Bases 1 to 1029 code for a protein of 342 amino acids. The transcript has a single exon.